Molecule: messenger RNA, 936 nt
Organism: Sorex fumeus (smoky shrew)
Lineage: Eukaryota; Metazoa; Chordata; Mammalia; Eulipotyphla; Soricidae
Gene: APOA1
Product: apolipoprotein A1
Exons: 4
Coding region: 89-886 (265 amino acids)
Biological process (GO): lipoprotein metabolic process; lipid transport
Cellular component (GO): extracellular region
Molecular function (GO): lipid binding; high-density lipoprotein particle receptor binding
Source: RefSeq, a predicted model, not a curated record
UCCUGUCUGCAGGCAUAAAUAGGCCCCCUGGGAGCAGGAGCUCACUCAGAGACCCGAGACGCUGAGCACUGCAGGUCACUGCGUCAGAAUGAAAGCUGUAGUGCUGACCUUAGCUGUGCUCUUCCUCACGGGGAGCCAGGCACGCCAUCUCCUGCAGCUCGAUGACGCCCAGAGCUAUUGGGACCGCUUCCGGGACCUGGCUGGGGUCUACGCCGAGUCCCUCAAGGACACCAGCAGAGACCAAGUGGCCCAGCUGGAGGCGUCUGGCUUGGCCAAGCAGCUCAACCUGAAGCUCCUAGACAACUUCGACACCAUGAGCAGCAGCCUGGGCAAGCUGCAGGAGCAGGUGAGCCCCGUGGCCCAGGAGCUGCUGAGCACCCUGGAGAAGGAGACGGCGGACCUCAGGGCGUCGGUGAACAAGGACCUGGACCUAGUGAAGGAGAAGGUGCAGCCGUACCUGGAAGAGUUCCAGAAGAAGGUGCAGGAGGAGGUGGAGGUGUACCGCCAGAAGGUGGAGCCCAUCAACGCCGAGCUGCGCGAGGGCACGCGCCAGAAGCUGCAGGAGUGGCAGGCCAAGCUGGUGCCCGUGGGCGAGAAUUUGCGCGACCGCCUGCGCGCCCAGGUGGAGGCGCUGCGCCUGCAGCUGGGGCCCUACAGCGACGACUUGCGCAGGGCCGUGGUGCAGCGCAUGGAGGCCCUCAAGGAGAACAGCGGCGCCCUGGCCGACUACCACACCAAGGCCAGUGAGCAGCUGAGCGCGCUGCGCGACAGGACCAAGCCCGCGCUGGACGAUCUGAUGGUGGGCCUCCUGCCCGUGUGGGAGAACAUCAAGUCCAGCGCCGCGGUCGCCUGGGACCAGGUCCACAAGCAGCUCGAGAGCCAGUGAGCGCCUGCGGCCCGGCCCCCUGUCCGAGAAUAAAGAUUUCCAAAAAGGGA